ACAACCAUACUCUUUUUUGUUUUUCAAGAUAACAAUUAACAACAAGAAAGAAUUGGUAAAUAGUAGUAGUAGUAGAAAAUCAAACAGAAAACUCAUCUGCAAAUGUUUGCUGUUGCCAGUUGUUGAAUUUCACCUCUUCUUAUUUGGCUAUGUUCUCUCAAUACCGACCAAGACGGCUCAACUUCAACUUCAACCAGAAUAGUACUUUCUUCUCUCUCUAACAAAACUAUGUCUAGAAGAUUACUCCAACAACAAGAGACACCUCCUCCUUCCUCCUCCUCGCCGCCGCGCCACGUCUCCGGUGCUUUGUUCUUUUUACUUGGAGGGAUAGUAGUUCUCGUCAUAUUGCUCAUUCUUCUCUGUGUAUUCUGGAAGCGUAUUAAACGUGUCCCGCCAGAACUACCAGAGAAGAAAGCUUCGCCGCAAAGUCAGAGUCAAAACCAUGAAGAGGUGAUGAAGAAAAUUGUCCCAACUAAUCAACAAUCAGAUACAGGAUUCAUGGAGUUCAUCAGUGGAAACCUUAGGACAAUUAGCUACUUUGAUUUCCAUACAUUGAGAAAGGCCACCAAGAAUUUCCAUCGCCGGAAUCUUCUAGGAAGUGGCGGAUUUGGCCCGGUAUAUCAGGGAAAGUUGGUAGAUGGAAGGCUAGUUGCUUGUAAGAAACUGUCUCUUGAUAAAUCUCACCAAGGGGAAAGAGAAUUUCUAGCAGAAGUGAGAAUGAUCACAAGCAUCCAGCAUAAAAACCUCGUUCGCCUUCUCGGCUGUUGCUCGGAUGGACCUCAAAGGAUACUCGUUUACGAAUACAUGAAGAACAGAAGUUUAGACCUCUUUGUUCAUGGGAAUACGGAUGAGUUUCUUAAUUGGAGCACUAGAUUCCAAAUUAUUCUUGGAGUAGCGCGGGGAUUGCAAUACCUUCACGAGGAUUCGCAUGUAAGAAUUGUUCACCGCGAUAUCAAAGCAAGCAACAUUCUUCUUGACGAAAAGUUUCAGCCGAGGAUUGGUGAUUUCGGACUAGCUAGGUUCUUCCCUGAAGACCAAGCUUACCUUAGCACUCAAUUUGCUGGAACACUAGGCUAUACGGCUCCUGAAUAUGCAAUCAGAGGAGAAUUAUCUGAAAAAGCAGACAUCUAUAGUUUUGGAGUUCUUGUGCUCGAAAUAAUCAGCUGCAGGAAAAACACAGAUCUCACUUUACCAUCAGAUAUGCAGUACCUCCCCGAAUAUGCAUGGAAACUUUAUGAGAAGUCAAUGGUGAUGGAUCUUAUAGAUCCACAUCUGAGAGAAAAAGGAUAUGUAGAAAAGGAUGUUAUGCAAGCAUUUCAUGUGGCAUUUUUAUGUCUUCAGCCACAUCCAGAUUUGAGACCUGCAAUGUCACAGAUUGUAGCAAUGUUGACAUUUAAAAUUGAUAUGGUUACAACGCCAAUGAGGCCGGCUUUCCUUGAUCGAAGACGCGUAAUGGAUGAUGAGAACCACUCUUGGGAAGUCAUAUCUGAGGUUGUACAAACUCCUAUAGCUAGUGAUUCUAUGUUGUAAUGUAAAACACUAAUAUCAGAAGAUCACUGAUCCAAUUUUUCUGCUAAAAGAUGGAUUUCGUUACGAGUAUAUAUGUGUGUCAAAACUCCUUAAAAAUCUAAAAGACAAAUAAUUGUUUAAUGAAUGCCACGAGAGUCCA
Messenger RNA from Lathyrus oleraceus (garden pea), 1669 nucleotides. Its product is annotated as cysteine-rich receptor-like protein kinase 44. NCBI's taxonomy places the organism in Eukaryota, Viridiplantae, Streptophyta, Magnoliopsida, Fabales, Fabaceae. The transcript is spliced from 7 exons. Gene Ontology annotation, molecular function: protein kinase activity; ATP binding. Gene Ontology annotation, biological process: protein phosphorylation. The record is from RefSeq and is a predicted model, not a curated record. Bases 229 to 1530 code for a protein of 433 amino acids.